Molecule: messenger RNA, 1733 nt
Organism: Chara braunii
Lineage: Eukaryota; Viridiplantae; Streptophyta; Charophyceae; Charales; Characeae
Source: the annotation of a GenBank genome assembly
ACAUACAACUCGAGCCCGGCAACAAAACAGUCGGACGUAUUUCCGCCCUCCGACAGCAGAUGGCACGCAGUGGGAGCAAAGAAAGUAACAGGGAUACCAGGGAAAAUCCACACAGACCCAAUAAUCGACCCGCGAGCAAUCAGGGAAGAAAAGAAGCACGAGGACCUACUGUGGGACAUGGAGACAAUCAGGAUCCAGACUGCAGAAAACUGUCAGAAAAACAACCUGGACAACGACACCUUGAUACAGGAGGCGAAACAGAUCCUGGAGCACCGCCACCCCAAACCAGAGAUCGCCCCCGCUCUCAAACGGAAUGCCUCCCCUCCCUCCAAAGGGUGCCAAGAGGACAGAGCAGGAAAGAAGAGGAGAGGGACGGAGGAAGGGUCAAGCAAGAACCUCAGCACCGAACAGACACUCACAAACAACACUCCCCCCCCCCGGGGCAGACCCGAACUCCCCAGCAAACUCCCGAACAGAAAUGGACAUCUCCCCAACCAAAGCAAAUCCCCUCCCAUGGCUCGAGGAGUACUUGCAGAGAGCGAAGUACGAAAGGGAAAAGGAGUUCGACGUCAGGCUGGCCUGCAUGAAACACUAUGAGAAAACAGGGAAGCCGGCCUCCAGCAAAACUGUGGCCAGGAUCCCCGCCUCCAAGAACUUCUUCGACCUACUGCGACAGAACUCCGAACUCUCGGAGUUCAGCGCAUUCAGAUACUUUAAAAAAAAGAGAGAGAGGGAGUCUGCAGGAACGAACAUUGACAUAGGCUUCGAUCCUCAAACAUCAACAGACUCUAUUCGUGACAUGGUUUCCAAGAAUUGGAAACCAUCCAAAGGAAGAGACGAGAGGCCAAGGGGUCCCCGCAGAGACGAAGCAGGCAACAAAAACGAACAGCGCCGCCUCACGCAGAAAAUCGCAACAGUGGCAACGCAGACGAAAAGACUGUUUGACCAGAACCAAGACUACAGGAGAGAACAAGGAGAAAAGUUCAUCACAGUUCGAAUUAUAGCGGAGAACAAGGCCCCCAAAGCCACAAAAUCGGCAAACACAGACAGGGAGACCAUCAGGCCAGUGAGGCCGCUGAUCCCAGUUCGGUUCAAAAGCAAAUUUAACGAGUGGAAGGUGGCCACGGACGCAUCGUUCACAUUCCCUACCCUCGACGAUGACAGAGCCCCGACUACGAGCAUCAGGGACAAUAUCUCAGCAGAAUCCCCGCUGGGGGUGUACGGGAUCCCUCCAAGAGAAAUGACAACCGACGGGGAGACCGUGGAAGACCCGAUCCUCACCCCUUUUGACCCCUUCCUGGUCAAACUCGAGGAGAAAGAAAAACUCAGCGAAGGCCUGACAUGGAGGGCAUGGAACACGAUCACAGUGCUCCCAUACAACGUGUUGAAUGGGCGAUUCAGCACGACCGAUAUCAUCGCUGAUUCGCUGGCUGAUAUCAUCAGAACCCAUCUCCUGACUUCGAAGACCUCACUGCAAGAUGAGGCUACCCCCAUAGAGGUGGACACGGGGAGGGAAGAAGAAGAGAUGGAGAGCGAAGACGAAGAGGAAGAGGGAAUGGUCUUGGGGGACAAGAUAUCCCCAGGGGGAGACGGGGAAAGUUCAGCAGUCGACAGAGAAUAGUGCAGGUGCAUACAGCUUGGGCUCCACUUAGCAAAGGAGGACAGCAAGGACUCAGACACCGAGAGCAGCAAGACCGAGGCAGCAGUGGACUGAAUCAAACACCGCAAUGAUU